Molecule: messenger RNA, 3110 nt
Organism: Branchiostoma floridae (Florida lancelet)
Lineage: Eukaryota; Metazoa; Chordata; Leptocardii; Amphioxiformes; Branchiostomatidae
Product: forkhead box protein M1-like
Exons: 8
Coding region: 256-2448 (730 amino acids)
Biological process (GO): G2/M transition of mitotic cell cycle; regulation of DNA-templated transcription
Molecular function (GO): DNA-binding transcription factor activity; sequence-specific DNA binding
Source: RefSeq, a predicted model, not a curated record
AAAUUCGCCGAAACCGGAAGUUGAGAAGAAUUUAGCUCGAUGUGCAGCUGUUUUAGUUUGGAUGUGGUCCACGUUUGUGGAGAUUUUCUUGCCGUUUCUCCAGAUCAACAGCCAAAUACACCGUAGCUACUUCUGAAGUACUGCACUACGUACUGGACUUUACGUGCUCUUGAAGAAUAGACAACAAUCACACCAUUUGUUAUGUGAAAGUCUUCCCAGUGUUUGCCUAUUUUCCACAAGGAGAGUGUGAUAAACAUGGGAUCUCGUCCUGCCCUGGCUGCCUGUGGUGGUUCCAGUGCAGACAACCCAGGACUGACACCACAGACAUCCCUUCUCGGGGUCCCAGUGCCACAGUCAGCUGGACUUCUCCUCAAUCAUGUAGCAAACAACAUCACCAAUAAAACCAUUGAAGCACAGACUGUACCUUAUGUACAGAAAAUGCCAGGGGUUAUGAGACCGAGCAUAACAGCCGUACCUGUCUUGGGUCUGGCUGCAAACUCUGCCAACAAUCAGCAAACUGAUUUAUCCAAAGUUCGAAAGAUCAUCAUUAUCCGUCCUGCACCUGCUACAAAACCCGGCAAGGUACCGCAAAAUAUCCAGAUCCUGACCAACCCGCAAAAUGCAGGCACAAACACAGAAAAAGUUGCCAACCCUAAAUGGUUGACAAAUUUCCAAGCUCCCAGGUCUAUCCAACCAAACCCAGGAACAAAUCUGAACAAUACUGGAAGGUCUAAUGUCGUGUAUUUGGGAAAUUCAGCGAACACAACUGCAUCUGCACCUACCCAGCAUGUGCGACAGACAGUGGUGAAAACUGAGAGUUUUCCAGUGCAGAACUGGUCCGAACAGGUUCCUCAGGAUGAGACCAGUCGGGCAGUUCAAGGUCUCGUACAGACAACUCUGCAGGGUGAUGCGAGCACCACAGACAGACAAGCCACAGAGCAGGGGAACUUUGCUGUGCCUCUGGUGCCAGGAAGGAACCCAAGUUCUAGUCUAAUGAGAGGACAGCAGCAGGCAGCUAUUUCUGGUCGUCAGUCCCAGGAUACUUUGCUGCAGAUGGAUGACAGCCUGACCAAUAUCCACUGGCUGGGGAAGAUGGGAGCCAACACACUGUUGGACAAACAGGACAGGAAAUAUGACAGGAUAGGCAAGCCCCAGAGGAAGUCCCACGACAGCAACCGUCCGCCCUACUCCUACAUGGCGCUCAUACAGUUUGCCAUCAACAGCAGUCCCGCACGCCGCAUGACACUGAAGGAAAUCUACACGUGGAUCGAAGGUCGCUUCCCGUAUUUCAAGACUGCCAAACAAGGAUGGAAGAACUCCAUCCGGCACAAUCUGUCACUUCACGACAUCUUCAUACGUGAGACAACAAAAUGUGAGAGCGGCAGGGCACUGUCAUACUGGACUCUAUGUCAUGAGGCUAAGGAGCGCUGUUUGACAAUAGACCAGAUGGAGCGAAGAGAAGCGCGACUAAGAUGCACGACCAACACGCAGAUAUAUCCUUCUGGCCCACCCCCUCUCCUGCCCUGCCCACCUAAACCCAGUGCUUACACAGUGGUCCCCAUGGUGUUACCGACCCCAGCGCCAGUGGCCAGUAUCCCCACCCCGGGACGCAGAUCUGGUGGGGUGGUCAGGAUUCAACCCAAGGGCCACCUGCCUGUUCCUCCCAGCCCCUCCCUGAGGCCCAGUGGUGUAACUGGCAGGACAAUCUUCCCCAAGCCUGCCACACAGGGCAUCAAGAGACCAGGCGAGUUCGACCUUCCGCCACGCAAACGGAAGUCCAUCAUUUCUCCCACCUCUUCUCAGCGCAGGCCCGUCCCAACGUUUUACCGGCCAUUGUCCUCAUCACCACUGAAAGAGACCACUAACCUCACGCCUACAAAGGAGUGUGUUAAGGAGGAGGAUGUUGUAGGGAGAAGCCAGCUCCUGUGGUCACCAGACAGCAAUCUGCUCUUCUCUCCAGACAAGGGCUUCAGCGACUUGUUGAACAGUCUGGAUCUGGAGAUCUCUCCUCUCAGAUCUGUCCUCAGGACUCCUGUGAUCGGACGCAACGUCACGACCUCCACGCCGAGGAAAGCCGCGGUGACGCCUCCUAAGUCGCGUAGUCCAGGACUCUUCUCUCCCAUCCAAGACUUUUCCAUUCCCAGGACCCCAGACAGUGGCUUACACAGCAGCAACAGCCUAACACAGCACGGUAGUCCCAUCAAGGACGGCUUCGCACCUCUACUGGGGAGGGUUCAAAGGUCAAAGACCUCUCCUGGGCAGCUGGGGUCCCUGCGGGAGUUUGGUCUGCCUGGCCUCACGCCCCUGAAGGAAGUGUACGAGGGGAAGGACAGCGAUAACGAACCGGUGGCACAGAACCUCAGCUUUGGAAAGUUGCUGGAGGAACUCGGGUUGGACACUAUUGCAGAGUUAGAUGUUGGAAACAUAAGCUUCUCAGCUAUUCAGUAAUACUUACUGCACAAAAUAUCAAUAUAUCAUGUCAUAGUGGCAAAUGGAGGGUUGGAAGCAACCCAGAAUGAGGGUCUUUAUUUUGUGUAUGUCAUAGAAAAUGGAAAAAUUAUUUUCCAACUGUCUUCCUUACUAUGCCAUGAGCAUACUUCCAAUUGUACAAUAAUAAGAAAUGUAAAACUUGCCAAAUAUCCUGUUGUGAAUUUUUAAGUUGAGUUCAAUGUUUCAAAGAACUUUCUAGAUUUCAAAUCUGUUGAUCUGUCUUUAUCCUGUAAUGUUAUUGUAGAAAAUGCAUAGCAAUGUGUUGUUGAUUAAUUUAUAUACAUGAAAUGUAUUAUUAGCAAAUGUACUUUUUGCUUUCUUUAUAUCAAGAUGUAUCUUUCUUUUUUAUAUUCAUAGUUAUUCCUCCUAGAUGGAGUAGCCCUUUAGUUGUAGCAUAGUUCUUAGUAAAAAAAUAACAAAGGGCUUCUGUAUACAAAGGCUUUGUGUGCCAUAGACACAGAUGUGGAAAGAAAUCUAUACUAUUUUACAUUUAUGUUGAACUCUUAGCAGUUAAGUUCGUGCAGUGCACUGACAAAAGCUUUGAGUGACCAGUCAGUAUUUUUUCUUAAGAGGAUGUAGAUAUCUGGCCUGAUUAAAUGCUUGUUUGUGUUGUGUUGAAA